This is a messenger RNA of Salvelinus fontinalis (brook trout), 5112 nucleotides long. Its product is annotated as tax1-binding protein 1 homolog B-like. The transcript has 17 exons. The record is from RefSeq and is a predicted model, not a curated record. NCBI's taxonomy places the organism in Eukaryota, Metazoa, Chordata, Actinopteri, Salmoniformes, Salmonidae. The coding region runs from base 180 to 3005 and encodes 941 amino acids.
UCCCAUCCCGGAAGUGACACCAUCAGUGACAACCAUAGCUCAGUGGUUGACAACGGGGCCUGAAGCUGUGACAACAACGGCUUUUGGACUGUCAUAUGUUGUCUUUCAAAACAUCAUUUUACCUUGUUUGGAUUCAUAUGUAAGACAGCAGGUCAGACAAAUGAAGUGACAAGCAGGAUAUGAUGUCCUCGUUCCAGGUGGUGGGCUCUUCGCCCACCAGUGGCAUUGGUGUCAUGGAAACAUCAAACUUUGCUCAUGUUAUCUUCCAGAACGUUAGGAAGAGCUUCCUGCCCCAGGAGGCACUGGAGUGUCGCUACACCCUCACCUCCUACAUCACCCCCAACCCCAAAGACUGGGUGGGCAUCUUUAAGGUGGGCUGGAACACAGCGAGGGAUUACUACACGUUCCUGUGGUCUCCUAUGCCGGAAAACUACCAACCUGGAAGCACCGUACACAGGGCUGUGGUGUUCCAAGGGCACUAUGUUCCCAAGAGUGACGGGGAGUUCUAUCAGCUCUGUUACGUCACGCACAUGGGUGACAUCAGAGGCGCCAGUACGCCUUUCCUGUUUCGCCCGGCCACGCCCACCGAGGACUGUCUCACCGUUACCGAGGACGACAGCAACUCAGACAUACUGGUGGUGACCACCAAGAGCAGUGUGCUGGAGCAGCGUGUAGAGGAGGCACAGCAGGAGCGCAGGGAGCUGUUGACGAGAAUGCAUCACCUUCAGGAGGAGAAACAGCAGCUGCAGGAGGAGCACAGGAGGCUGCACAGAGAGAGGGAGCAGGAGAGGGAGACGUGCUACCUUCUACGCACGCACAACCAGGAGCUGCUACGCUCCUCCCAGGGCCUGUCAGAGGAGAGGGGGGAGGUGAGGAGGAGGCUGCAGGAGGCCACAGACCGGGUCAGACAGCUGGAGGAGGACCUACUGGGAGUCACACAGAGGGGACUGCAGAAAGAGACCGAACUGGACUGUCUGAGAGACAGGUUGAAGAAGCUGACAGCAGAAAGAGACAGUCUGGAGACUCAACUGAAGAACGAGAAGGACGAGAGGGACCUCUACAAGGGCCACCUGCGCAGCACGGAGCUGGAGAACACCAAGCUGAGUGCAGAGCUGCAGAUGCUGAAGGCUGUGGAGCUCAAUAGAGAGGUGACCAUCGCUCAGUUCCAGGAAGAACUGGACAGGCUCCGAGCCUGCGUCACUCAGAAGGACCGCCUGGAGAAAGAGCUGCACACACACGCUGUCGACAAGGCUGAGAUGGGUCGUCUGAGGGAGCAGCUUCGCCAGUGUGAAGAGCAGCUCCAGGCGUCUCGCCAGCAGGCCGCCAUGUUGGCGUCGGAACUCCGUGACUCAGCGAACGCCCGCGAUCGCACCAUGACUGAGCUGUACCGCGCCCGCCUAGAGGCCGACGCCCUCCGUGCCAGCCUGGCCGAUGCCCAGGCCGAAUGCCGGAGGAUGGAGACGCAGUUGGACCACAUGAGGACCACCUCCCAGCAGGAAGUGGGUGUGGGGACCUCCAGUGAGGGGGGGUGUGUGGUGUCUGAGGCGGAGGCUGAGCUACAGAGAGAAGUGGAGGAGCUGAAGCUGCGUCUCCACAUGGCCGCUGAGCACUACAAGGAGAAGUACAGGGAGUGUCAGCGGCUCCGCAGACAGGUGGCCAAGAUCAGCGAGGCCCAGGGGGAGUCAAAGAGAAACGCUGCCACUGAGACGACACAGGAGCCACUGACACCCAGUCCAGAGUCACCUACAGCAGGCAAUCUGUCUGCAACUGUGCUGAGAGGAGACAGUGAGAGGCCGGUAGUCCCUAACCGGCGUGACAAAAACAGGGAACACACACACACUUACGCACAGACCGACGCACACACCAACACAUUCUCCGGCAUGGAGACCAUGAGAGCUGGGGAGAAAGAGUGGAAGGGGCGGAAUGGGGAAGAGAUGGAAAGAGAAGUGAGUGGAGAGGAGGAAGGGAAAGAAGAUGGGAGUGUGGAAGAGGAGAGGAAGGAGGACAGGAGUGGAGGAGAGGAGAGCAUGAAGAUGGAGAGUUGGGUGGAGGUGGAGAAUGAGAGGAAGAGUGCUGAAGAGGUGGAUGAGAGGAGUGUGGAGGAGGUAGAGAAAGAACAGACUCGUUCGGUGGAGGAGGAGCUGGCGAGGAUGGAGGAGAAGUGGGCGGAGCAGUGUGCUAUCAACGAGACGCUUAAGCAGAGACUGGCAAAUGAGGAGGAGCGAUUCAGGAUCCAGAUGGUAGAGAGGGCCAUGGAGGUGACAGAGCUGAAGGAGAGUCUGGCUCAGGCCCUCAGAGAGAGGAACCAACUCAAGGAGGAGCUGCAGCAGUGUCAGGGCCGACAGAGGGAGCAGGAGGCUGAUGGUCAGGGGUCAGAGGUCAAACAGCCUGUGUUGCUGCGCUACCCACUUCCCUACCCCCAAGACCCCUCCCCACCCCCCCUGGUACCCCAGAGACCUGCAGAGCUGCAGUACGGGAACCCCUACUCCACCGACAACACUCGAGACGGGGCAGACGGCGCCCUGUCCCCGGAGCAGAUGCUCCGCCCCCCUCCUGAGGCCCCUGGUGCGUGCGCCCCUCCGGCCACCUCCCCGACCCCGUGUGCAGGUGCAGACUGGGAGAGAGAGGUGGUCUGCAUCCAGCCCUCCUCCUCACGAAGCAUGAGCCCCCCCGACGGACUGGAACACUCCCCCGAGGAGCCACGCAACGUCGGUGAUGGGGAGCAGCCUGCCUGCAAUCAUCAGGCCAGCAGCAGACUUACCGCCAACAGGGGCAGCUUCUGUUUCGACCCCAGUGGUGAGGUCCACAAGCGCUGUCCGUUGUGCGAGGUGAUCUUCCCGCCCCAUUUUGAGCAGCGUAGCUUUGAGCAGCACGUGGAGAGCCACUGGAAGGUGUGUCCUGUGUGCUCUGAGCAGUUCCCCCUCCACUGCCAUCAGCAGCUCUUCCAGAAGCACGUGCUCACACACUUUGACGGCCAUGUGCUAAACUUCGCCAACAUGGAGUAGCAGGGAAGAUGGGUGUGUGUGUGAAAGGGAAGGUUUGGAUUAAGGGAUGUAAAGAAGAAUAAAGGAACAUUUACUCAAAUGGGGGUCGAGAUGAUUUCAUUCAAAUUUAACUCGGACCAAGAAGGGAGAUUCCAAAUCAAGAUGAGAAAAAUCAAUGGGGGUAAAUUGCACUUUAUGUUGUAAAUUGAAAUUAAAUUAACUCCAGCCCUGGCCUCACACACUUCCACGAGAACAUGCUACCUUUCAAAAACAUCAAGGAGUGUGUGUAUAACUUUGUAUAAGGGGGAGUUUGUCAGUUUAGGGAGAUUACAAAAGAAAUAUGUUUUGCGUGAGGUUUCGGAGCCUUGGAGCUCUUUGGUUUUGUCCCAUGUUGAUGAUAUCAUCACUGUAUGUGUUUAGUAUUUGUAGGAUUCAUCUGCGUUAAUCAGCCUGUCAAUAGUAGCUACUUUACAUGACUUCAUUUUCUGUUUCUGUUCCCAGUCACAUGUAGAAACAGGUGACAUCCAGGGAUGGGAGGAUCAGGUGACAUCCAGGGAUGGGAGGGAGAGUAGGAUCAGGUGACAUCCAGGGAUGGGAGGGAGAGUAGGAUCAGGUGACAUCCAGGGAUGGGAGGGAGAGUAGGAUCAGGUGACAUCCAGGGAUGGGAGGGAGAGUAGGAUCAGGUGACAUCCAGGGAUGGGAGGGAGAGUAGGAUCAGGUGACAUCCAGGGAUGGGAGGGAGAGUAGGAUCAGGUGACAUCCAGGGAUGGGAGGGAGAGUAGGAUCAGGUGACAUCCAGGGAUGGGAGGGAGAGUAGGAUCAGGUGACAUCCAGGGAUGGGAGGGAGAGUAGGAUCAGGUGACAUCCAGGGAUGGGAGGGAGAGUAGGAUCAGGUGACAUCCAGGGAUGGGAGGGAGAGUAGGAUCAGGUGACAUCCAGGGAUGGGAGGGAGAGUAGGAUCAGGUGACAUCCAGGGAUGGGAGGGAGAGUAGGAUCAGGUGACAUCCAGGGAUGGGAGGGAGAGUAGGAUCAGGUGACAUCCAGGGAUGGGAGGGAGAAUAGGAUCAAGUUGCCCCUAGACACUAAAUGGUCAGUUUUGCGUUUUCCCUCUAAUGGUUAAGGUUAGGAUUUGGUUUAUCUGAUCCUGUAUCUGUGGGUUGGGGAAACUUCUACCGUGGGGGGGGGGGGGAUUAGGAUCUUGGGAGGAGAUAUGUGGUCUUCAAGCACCUCCAGCCCAAUGUAAUGUACAGUAUGAGUCAAACUCUUGUCAGCAAAAGACGUCAGACGGUUAAAAAAAUAAUUAGCACUAUUGUUUGAAUUUGACUGCACUAAAAAUACUUUAUUAUUCUGAAUGUAUAGUGUGUGUGUGUGUGUGUGUGUGUGUGUGUAACUGGGUGGUUCAAGCCCUGAUAGCUGUGCUAUAUUAGACCGUAUACCACAGGUAUGGCAAAACAACUAUUUUUACUGCUCUAAUUACGUUCAUAACCAGUUUAUAAUAGCAAUAAGGCACUUCAGGGCAUUGUGAUGUAUGGCCAAUGUACCAAGGGCUGUGUCUAGGCACUCUGCGUUGCGUCGUGCGAAAAGAAUGACCCUUAGUCGUGGUGUAUUGGCCAUAUACCCCCUCGGGCCUUAUUGCUGAAAUAAAAAUAUAUAUAUAUGAGAAGUAGAACUAUUAUGGAGAAAUGUUUCAAUUGCUGUUGUGACAAUGUUUUAGUAAUGACAGAGUGAUGUUUUCCUUCCUGGUCUCAUUCACUGGAUAGGCUAAUAUUCUCCUGGCCAUUCUGCUUCAGUUGAUUGGAGGGAAGGUAACUGGAAAUAUGAACGCUAUAGAAAACUACUGGACUCUUGGCUAUGGACUCUUUCACCGUGUUAAGAUUCUAACGAUUGCCAUCUUUACCUCCUUUGUUUGGGUCAAAGUAAGUUUAUUUUGCGCGCGUCUCUUGAUUCCUGUCAUCUACUGUCAGUCUGAGAUUUUACUGUUCUUUCAAUGUGACCACAGUGCUGUACUUUUGGCUUCAAAAGUUGCACACGUGUGUCUGUCAUGUCCAAUUGCGGCCCUUUGAAAGUUUGUGGGUGUAGGUUUGUAUGUGAGCAUUAAAAAUAAAGUACGCUUGUCAAAUGGAUACAA